Hipposideros armiger (great roundleaf bat) is the source of this 463-nucleotide messenger RNA. RefSeq names its product cysteine rich protein 1 (gene CRIP1). Bases 95 to 328 code for a protein of 77 amino acids. Gene Ontology annotation, biological process: intrinsic apoptotic signaling pathway in response to DNA damage; regulation of gene expression. Lineage: Eukaryota; Metazoa; Chordata; Mammalia; Chiroptera; Hipposideridae. The record is from RefSeq and is a predicted model, not a curated record. The transcript is spliced from 5 exons. Gene Ontology annotation, molecular function: zinc ion binding.
CAGGUUCCCUGAAAGGCGCGCACCCGGCGGGACCCACCCAGUCCAGCGCUCUCUCUGCUCCAGCCUAGUUGCCUGCACCGGACCCUGCACCGCCAUGCCCAAGUGCCCCAAAUGCGAAAAGGAGGUGUACUUCGCUGAGAGGGUGACAUCUCUGGGGAAGGACUGGCAUCGGCCUUGCCUGAAGUGUGAGAAAUGUGGAAAAACACUGACCUCUGGGAGCCAUGCCGAGCAUGAAGGCAAGCCCUAUUGCAACCACCCCUGCUACGCCGCCAUGUUCGGGCCCAAAGGCUUUGGGCGAGGUGGAGCUGAGAGCCACACUUUCAAGUAAACCCAGGUUGCGAAGGCCCCAUCCCUGGCCGCCCGCCGGACCACUGCCCCUCUGGGCUGAUGCCCGGCCUUAACCCCAGGCACUUGGGGCUCCCCUGAGGACCCCAUGCCCUCAAUAAACCGAACACCGGGAAGA